Kwoniella botswanensis is the source of this 888-nucleotide messenger RNA. RefSeq lists its product as uncharacterized. Lineage: Eukaryota; Fungi; Basidiomycota; Tremellomycetes; Tremellales; Cryptococcaceae. The record is from RefSeq and is a predicted model, not a curated record. The transcript has 3 exons. The coding region runs from base 1 to 888 and encodes 295 amino acids.
AUGGGAUACCCAGAUCACCUUGAAGAUCAGAUUGACGCUUUCUGGAGAGAUUACCCAUCAGAGGGAAACCUUCAACACACAAUUUGGGACUACUCUUACUCUUUUGACGAGGAUGCUUGUCAGGCUGAUAGCGAAGGACUUGAAGAUCGCGUGAUAGGGUCUGAAAGCGAUUAUUCAUAUCACAACCUAUCUUUUGAUAGCCACAAUCAUGAUUUGGGUGCUGAUACUGCGUGGAUGUGGAACGAAGCCUCAUGUGCUGUUGAUUCGCAGUCUAUACUUCUUUCAGAUCCUUUGCUCAACUAUGAUAACUUUAACGGCGCACAUGAAGAAUCCAGCUGUUUUGCAAACCCCAUCCCUGAUCUUACAGGAGAACAGUCAUUGGCAACGUCCUCUCAACAAUUUCCACCAACCUCCGGUACCGCUCACGAUGCUUCCAUUUCGCAUAUUGAGGAGAUCUCCAAAAGUAACAGUUCAUUUUUAGUAGUGAGAAAUGAUACAAACAAACACUCUCACACUGUGCUGACAAGAAACACCAACGCAGGGAGCUCGAGAGUGAACAGAUCUGGAGGAGUCACAAAGCCAAAAAAAGGUCGGAAUGAUCCGUGGAUGUUGGAAGAUAAGAUCGACAAUGCUCGAUCGACAUAUGCAACUCUCGUCGGGGAGAGACAAGAAGCGCGAUCAUUGUGUAAUUCCCUCAUGGGAAUAUCCAAUGUCAGUACGACCGACCAGCCUCCUCCUCCUGGUGCCUCAAAGCAGAGCUUAGAUCCAGACGAUACCAAAUUGGCUGGUAAGAGCCUUCUGACUGCUCUGACCAACAGGAACUCCCAAAUCAGGAGCGAAAUUAAGAUGAUCAAGCUACAGAUCGACAUACGAAACAAAAGCCAGUAA